Vidua macroura (Pin-tailed whydah) is the source of this 1371-nucleotide messenger RNA. RefSeq names its product acetylcholinesterase collagenic tail peptide-like. The transcript is spliced from 5 exons. Bases 383 to 1072 code for a protein of 229 amino acids. NCBI's taxonomy places the organism in Eukaryota, Metazoa, Chordata, Aves, Passeriformes, Viduidae. The record is from RefSeq and is a predicted model, not a curated record.
UGGGCGCCCACAGAGCGCCCAUUGGGGCGUCCACCGGGAUGUCCAUGGAGUCCCCCUGGGGGGGGGUCCCUCGGGUGACCCAUCGGGACCCCCACCCACCCCCUGGCGGAUGCUGGGAGCUGGGAUCAUGCGGGAGCACCCGGAGCAGCUCCCGGAACCGCCGGGGAAACGAGGAAAGCGAACGGCAAGGAGCAAGCCCGGAAAUCUUUCGUGGUCCUUGUUCCUCCUGCUCUCUCCGAGGGGAGAAAUCUCCGUGACGGGGAUUUAGUGGAGGGACGCGGCCGAGCUCCCGGGACAUCCCCAAGCAGAGGGAGCAGCACCUGGAAAUCCUCCCCGGGAAUGGGACACGCUGCCCUUCUUCCCAGCUCACUCCCGGCAGGAAAUGGGGAUUGUCCCCCUCUGCCCCCCAGGAUCUCAGGAAAAGCCUCAGAGGGAGAAGCUGCUGUCCCCUCUGCCAGCUGGCCUCGAGUCUGGACAUCAGUGGGGACAUGGCGUCCCACCUCUCCAGAGGAUGGACACCCCUCCAGGAUCCCCGAGAUGUCCCCAUGCCACAGGACCCCCAAAAUGUCCCCGCGGCUCUGGAAGGGGCUGCAUCUCCCCGGGGCGCCGCGGAUUUGCUGCGAGGCCGCGGGAGAAGGCGGCCGGCGGGGCCAGAGGUGACAUUAUCUGCCCUCCGCGCAGGGCAGGACCCCGCCUGCCAAAUUCCCUUCAGCUUUCAAGUUUAUCUAAACAAAGGUUUCGGAGCGGGAAGGCAGCGGAGCGCUCGGCAGCCGCCGAGCCCGGAUAUUUGGAUGUUUGGCUUUGCGGGGAGCUGGGCUCCAUCCGCUCUCGGCAGCGAGGUUUUCCCAGCGCCCCUGGCAAGGCAGGGCUGAGCCCCGCGCCCCUCCGGCCCCGCUGGUGGCCACGAGAACCCGCAGGCAGCAGCAGCACCGGGAUGGGGCAGGAGCAGCACGCUCCGAGGGAGAUGUCCCCGCUCGUGGCAGGGGCUGGCGGAGCCCUUUGGGGUCCCUUUCCCCCCGUGGCUGAGCCCUCUGGGGUCCCUUCCCUCCCCGGACCGUUCCGUGGCCAGUGACGUGUCCAGGCGGUUGCCGCUGUUGCCACAGCAGGCCCCGAUUGCCGCGGCCUUUCACAAGCGCGGCUCCGCUGACCUCGCCCUCAGCGGAUUUGCUUGAGCAACGCCAGUGCCCGGCCCAGCCCGGCACCUCUGGCUGCUGCUGCCGCAUGGCCGGGGGGGGGGGGGUCCUGGGGGCAGCACCCCGCCUCGGGACCCCCCCAAAACCCCCUGAGCCCCCGGCAGGCUCCCAGCGUCAAAACGGACGCUUCUCCGCCCUGUGUGUCCCUGGAUUUGGCACUGGCGGAUCCUCCUGGGUG